This is a messenger RNA of Sardina pilchardus (European sardine), 2157 nucleotides long. RefSeq names its product general transcription factor IIA, 1-like (gene gtf2a1l). Bases 335 to 1753 code for a protein of 472 amino acids. The transcript is spliced from 9 exons. The record is from RefSeq and is a predicted model, not a curated record. Gene Ontology annotation, biological process: transcription by RNA polymerase II; transcription initiation at RNA polymerase II promoter. Gene Ontology annotation, cellular component: transcription factor TFIIA complex. Lineage: Eukaryota; Metazoa; Chordata; Actinopteri; Clupeiformes; Clupeidae.
CCCAGGUUUCCACACCUGAAGUUAAUGCGCAGCAGAUAGCCUACCAUAAACCUAGUCUACUUGGUGAAUUCCUCAGAGUAAAGACCAGUGAGAUCCUUUAUUUAAACCAUAUCACAAUUGUACAAAACGACAAUGUUAUGAAUGUCAAAAUUCGCAUCUCUUAUCAGAAAUCUGAAGAUUAGCUUCAGCCGAAAAUCAGAUUUAGCAUUCUAGCAUUCUAUCAGAAACAUUUGAUGACAGUCCACUUUAGGAGUCAAACUAUUAGGUAUACUUACUACCUACUAAUGUUACAUUUGGACCAUUGCCAAGGUGUUGGAGGACACAUCCAGUAGUCAUGCAUUCAAGCGCAAAUGCAUUGUGCAAACUUUAUCUUUCGGUUAUUGACGAUGUCAUCGAAAAUGUGCGAGAGACGUUUCUGGAUGAAGGAGUGGAAGAGGGUGUCCUGAAUGAACUUCGUCAGUUGUGGGUGUCAAAGGUCAUGCAGUCUAAAGCAGUGGAGGGUUUCCGAAAGGAUACCAUAAAUCCAUCAAACUUUGUUCUUCAGCUUCCUGCCAACUACACUCAAACCCUUCAAAAACAGUCUGCCUCAAUCAUCCUUCCGCCUGGACAGAAUGUGCAGAACUACACAGCUAAGGCGGGUGGUGCUGGUGCCGUUGCUACGUUCUCUCUUCCACCUGGAGUUACGUAUCCGGUACACAUCCCAGCAGGAGUCACACUACAAACUGCCUCAGGCCAUUUCUACAAAGUAAAUGUACCUGUGGUGGUAACUCAGGCUCCUAGAUCCAACCGUGUAUUCACUCAGCCCGCCGCCCAGCGAGCCCCUCCUCGUCCGCCCCCUCCUCAGCCAGCCCCCAGCCAAGCCCGCCCCACCAUCCAGCAGGCACCCGCCCAGACCUCUAAUUCAGAGCCCACUCCAGCAGCCUCAUCAUCCACCGCCUCUGGGCCCCAGCCCGAUGGGUCAGUCGCUCAGGCAGACCAGCCGCCGCCGAAGGAGCCUCCAGCACCCGUGGAUGAAACCCCACAGGCUCCAGUUCCUCAGUCCGUCCCGCCACCGCCUCCUGUGACUCCCCAGCCAGUCCCGGAGAGCCCUGGGGACUUCACCCUGGAGGGCAUCGAUUUCAGCCCUCACCCCGAGGGGACUCUCAAACAGGAGCAGGGCCAGCUGCCGGCCUGUGAGGUGGGGGAGGGGGCCAGCAACAGCAACAGCCUGGACACACCUGAGAAAGAGGUGAAGGAGGAGGCUCCCGACGGACUUCCUGUGUCAGACGGCACAGCGUUCUUCAGCCUUGGGAGCCAACUGGAUGAAGCCAUUAAGAUGGAACUCUUGAGGGACUUCAACUACAGCGGGCUGGAGGACAUAGUGCAGUUGGACGGGGCUGGUGAUGGCAGCUCCGAGGAAGAGGAGGUGGACAUCGGAGGGCCGGUGGGAGAGAACGACUUUCUGGGCAUGAUCAGUGCGGAGGCCCUGCAUGUCCUCGAGGAGGCUGGUGGCAGCGAUGACAGCAGCAGCACCUCGAGCAGUGACAUGGAGAAGGAAGAGGUCAUAGAGGAGCUGGACCCCCUGAACUCAGGAGACGACGUGAGUGAACAGGACAUCCCAGAUCUUUUUGACACCGAGAAUGUCAUUGUAUGUCAGUAUGAAAAGAUUCAUCGCAGUAAGAACCGUUGGAAGUUCAACCUGAGGGAUGGAGUCAUGUGUUACGGGGGAAAGGAUUACGUUUUCUCCCGUGCCAUUGGAGAAGCGGAGUGGUAAAGGGCUUACCGAAGAUGUCACCAUCGAGGCCUUUGUGGAUCAAUGCUUUGACAGCGUGAACCAGGAAAAUAAGUAUCUGUAAUGAACAGAAAUUCUGAAAAUGUGCCAAUUUAUGAAUAACUAGUUAAAGCGGUGCAGCCUUAAAGGAACAUUAAGAAAUUACAUUAUUUACGUAUUUAUUAACUUUAACUUAUAUUUUGUUAAGAAACUAUUUAUUUUUGGGAGCUCGCUCUGUAUUAGCUAUGACCUAAGUUCUGCAGUAUGUGGUUUAGAGAGCCAGCGUGAUUGAGACUGAUGAGAAGAAUGUUUAUUUGUGUAUGUUUUGUUUAUUUAUCUACAGUUAUUUAUGUGUUUAUGGUCUUAUUCAUGACUUUUUUUCUAAAUGAAUCAUUUGCUGCUCUCUA